AUGGAGGAAGGUCAGAGAAUUACUAAGUCAUUGCAUUCAUCGGUUGAAGAGGCCACCAAAGAAGAAGAUAAACAAGAGAAAGAAGAAGAAGAAACAGUGGUGGUGCCGAUUGAAACUUUACCAACUCCAUAUCAGAAACAACAACACCAACAGCAACUAUUGGAUACUUCAUCAUUUAUAGCAGCAGCUUCGUCUCCAUCGUUCAAUAUGUCAUUCACGUCUCAGGCUUUUGAUAGUAGUGAUGUCACUGAUAUUGAUAUUGAUCCUGAAUUGUUUUCAUUAAGUCAACCUGAUCCAAAACCUCCAAUUAGUAUAUUUGAAUUAAUCGGAAAGAAGAAGGCACAGACAUCACAAGCCAAACCUAUUGCAAUUAUAGAAAAUGAAACUAUACCACCAGUUCAAAAUGAGACGAAAAUACGACCUCCAUCCAAUUUAAUGUCAAUUUUAACAGGAAAUAAAAAGAAGAAAGAGAUUGAUCUUUCUGAAUCAGCAUCUCCUAUUGUGACCAUACCACAACAUGAACCAACACCCACUUUACCGGAUCCUAUAGAAUUAGAAGAUUCUGAAAUAUCAGAUACAUCAUUUACAGAAUCAAAAAGUUUAGAAUUACGACGAGAUUUCGAUGUAAGAGAACUUGAAAAGAAAAUGUAUAAUAAUAAUGAUAAAGUUAAAUCUAUCUCAGCUAAGGAUUUAUUUUCAAGAUUAAAGAAGAAAGAUGAACCUAAAGUAAUUGAAGUGGAACUGUCUAACCCCCCUGAGAUUAUUGAUUUAGAGAGUGAAACGAUCUUAUCAGGGGAUAAUAAAGGUAAAGAUAAUCUAAAACGUACUACAGCAAAGGACAUAUUCAAAUCAUUUAAACCACCAGCAUCCGUCAAAGCAAACAAGAAGACAACACUAUUAGUAACUUUCAAGAUUAAUUCAGAUGCAUUACGACAAAUUGAAAAAUAUAAUAAUCCCUUAAUCACAAGAGGUAAUAAUAUUAAAUCUGGGUCUGGAACUAAUGAUUUCUUCACUCCUCCACCUCCAAGUUCAUCAACCACUAAGACUAAAUCAUUGUUUGAUUCUAUGAUGCAGGCUUCUAAGAAACUUUCUCCUUUCCAAUCAUUAAAAGAAUUGAAUCCAACUCCUAUCACUAAGGAUUUGAUGCAUGUGUUUUCCCAUGAGGAUGAUGUUGAAUUGAUCAAUAAACCAUUUCAAUGCCCCUGGAGUAUCAGAUCGGAUCAACCACAUAUUAUUCAUCUAGAAAAUGAAGAUAGAUCAGAUAUAUUUAAAUUAAACCCAGAUCAAUCAUCAAGAAACACGUCAAUUAGUUCUACUACCGACAUAGAUAUAACCAAACUCAUCCAAUAUAGAAUCCCUGAUAUUGAAGAAGAACCUCAAUUAAAUUCAAUCUAUGAAAGAUUCAUCAUAACCAAACAAUAUAAUAAAGAUCAAUUAUGGACAGAUUUAUUCCAACCACCUCGAGUUGAAGAUUUAUUAAUGAGUACCACGAAUCAAAAUCUGAUUAAAUAUUGGAUUCAUAAUGCAUUUUUACGAUUAAAGAAUCAAAAUCUAAAGAAUCCUCGUAAUGUAUUAUUAAAACAAAAGAAACGAAGAGAUAAGCUCCAAACUAAUUUCAUUGUUGAUGAUUCGAUAAUUUAUGAUGAUGAUGAGACUGACGAAGAUGUUUUCGUUCCUUUAUUGAUUCUUGAAGGUUCAGCUGGGUCAGGAAAGUCAUCAUCGAUAUAUACCGCCAUGAAAGAGAUCGAUGGGUAUGUCCAUGAAAUUAAUAGUGGUCUGCAUCGAGGUCGGAAGGAUAUUUAUAAUGGUUUAAAGGAAUUCUGUACAACACAAUUGGUUCAUCAACAUAAGGGUAAAAAGGAAUUUCAACAAGGUUUAGUCUUAUUUGAAGAUGUUGAUGUAUUAUUUGAACAAGAUAAGAAUUUCUGGUUGACCGUUCAAGAUAUUUUGAAUAUUUCAAGAAAACCAAUCGUUUUAACUUGUGAAAGUUUACAAUCUAUUCCUAAGAAUAUGAUAGAGUAUGCUCUGGAAGAAGAUUCAGUAAUUUAUAUCGAUCAUAAUAGGGUUUCAUUUCAGUUAUUACUGAAUUAUCUAUGGUUAUGUUGUUUAUCUCAAGGUUAUCAGGUAUCAGAUGUAUUAAUAUCAGAUAUUAUUAAUCAUGGGUUUAAUGGAGUUAAUUAUGAUAUAAGGAAAUGUAUCAUGGAAUGUCAAUUCUUAUGCCUGGUGUCAUCUUCUUCCAAUGAAAUCGUCAACAUAGGUAAGGCGAUCAAACCUACUGUGACUGAUAGUAUAGAAUUCGAUUUAUCUACCAUUGCAAGUCAAAUUGAAUGUGCAUCAGCAGGAGAUGUCAUAGCAUCUAAUUCAUAUUCAGUUUUCAAUCAUACUGUUGCUGAUAAUGAAUUACCUGAAGUUUGUAAUAUCGACGAGAGUCUUUAUUUACGUCAUCCAACUUUACCUAUUGAAUUAAAUAUUGGUCAUCAAUUAAGAAAUAAUUUAAGUAUGAAUUUAGAUGUUCCAAUUCCAAAAUUUUCAUACCGUUACUUACGAGAAACUACGGCAGAAUUUAUUGGUUCAAGGUCGAAGAAAUUACCUAAAUUUAUUCAAGAGUUACUGUUUACAAGACGAACCCUUCGAAGGAAUAAUAGUCCUGCAUUAUCUUCUAUUGAUGACGCCAAUGAUUAUAGAACUCCAGAACCAACUGGUAUUCCUGACACAUCAUUUCUUAAUUAUAUCACUCCAACAUCAUUGAUUAUUGAUCUUUUACCAUUUUGUCGAUAUUGGGUUGAAUUUCAAAACAUUUUAAACGCCAAGGAAGAAGAACAACUAGCUUCUGGUCAUGAUAGUAUUAAACGAUACCUUAAUUAUCGAGAUUUCCAAACUAAUACUACAACUAUUCGAAAAACAUUAACCCGGUCUAUGCAAAUAUAG
Molecule: messenger RNA, 2928 nt
Organism: Scheffersomyces coipomensis
Lineage: Eukaryota; Fungi; Ascomycota; Pichiomycetes; Serinales; Debaryomycetaceae
Exons: 1
Coding region: 1-2928 (975 amino acids)
Cellular component (GO): nucleus
Molecular function (GO): DNA binding
Source: RefSeq, a predicted model, not a curated record